AUGGUGUCCAAGCUCACGUCGCUCCAGCAAGAACUCCUGAGCGCCCUGCUGAGCUCCGGGGUCACCAAAGAGGUGUUGGUCCAGGCCUUAGAGGAGUUGCUGCCAUCCCCGAGUUUCGGGGUGAAGCUGGAGACGCUGCCCCUGUCCCCCGGGAACGGGGCCGACCCCGACACCAAGCCAGUCUUCCAUACUCUCACCAACGGCCACGCCAAGGGCCGCUUGUCUGGGGACGAGGGUUCCGAGGACGGAGACGACUAUGACACCCCUCCCAUCCUCAAGGAGCUGCAGGCGCUCAACACCGAGGAGGCGGCGGAGCAGCGGGCGGAGGUGGACCGGAUGCUCAGUGAGGACCCCUGGAGGGCUGCCAAAAUGAUCAAGGGCUACAUGCAGCAACACAACAUCCCCCAGAGGGAAGUGGUCGAUGUCACAGGUCUCAACCAGUCCCACCUCUCUCAGCAUCUCAACAAGGGCACCCCCAUGAAGACCCAGAAGCGUGCAGCCCUCUACACCUGGUACGUCCGAAAGCAACGAGAGAUUCUCCGACAAUUCAACCAGACAGUCCAGAGUUCUGGAAAUAUGACAGACAAAAGCAGUCAGGAUCAGCUGCUGUUUCUCUUUCCAGAGUUCAGUCAACAGAGCCAGGGGCCUGGGCAGUCCGAUGACGCCUGCUCUGAGCCCGCCAACAAGAAGAUGCGUCGCAACCGGUUCAAAUGGGGGCCCGCAUCCCAGCAAAUCUUGUACCAGGCCUACGACCGGCAAAAGAACCCCAGCAAGGAAGAGAGGGAGGCCUUAGUGGAGGAGUGCAACAGGGCAGAGUGUUUGCAGCGAGGUGUCUCCCCUUCCAAAGCCCACGGCCUGGGCUCCAACCUGGUCACUGAGGUCCGUGUCUACAACUGGUUUGCAAACCGCAGGAAGGAGGAGGCAUUCCGGCAGAAGCUGGCCAUGGAUGCCUACAGCUCCAACCAGACGCACAAUCUGAACCCCCUGCUCUCCCAUGGCUCUCCCCACCACCAGCCCAGCACCUCUCCUCCAAAUAAACUGUCAGGAGUGCGCUACAGCCAGCAGGGAAGCAAUGAGGUCACUUCCUCCUCAACAAUCAGCCACCAUGGCAACAGCGCCAUGGUGACCAGCCAGUCUGUUUUACAGCAAGUCUCCCCAGCCAGUCUGGACCCUGGCCACAAUCUCCUCUCACCUGAUGGUAAAAUGCAGAUCUCCGUCUCAGGAGGUGGUCUGCCACCUGUCAGCACCUUGACGAAUAUACACAGCCUGUCCCAUCAUAACCCUCAGCAAUCUCAAAACCUCAUCAUGACCCCCCUGUCUGGAGUCAUGGCCAUUGCACAAAGCCUCAACACCUCCCAAGCACAGAGCGUCCCCGUCAUCAACAGUGUGGCCGGCAGCCUGGCAGCCCUUCAGCCUGUCCAGUUCUCCCAGCAGCUGCACAGCCCUCACCAGCAGCCCCUCAUGCAGCAGAGUCCCGGCAGCCACAUGACCCAGCAGCCCUUCAUGGCAGCCGUGACUCAGCUGCAGAACUCCCACAUGUAUACACACAAGCAGGAACCCCCCCAGUAUUCCCAUACCUCCCGGUUUCCAUCUGCGAUGGUGGUCACGGAUACCAGCAGCAUCAGUACGCUUACCAACAUGUCUUCCAGUAAACAGUGCCCCCUCCAAGCCUGGUGAUGCCCACUCACUGCUCACUUUGUGCACGGCAACAAGGACCCCAUUUUCCGCGCCGUCACCCUCCGGGCCGCUGUCACAGAAAAGCCCUGGGGCCUGACAGGCACCUCUGAGAGGUCCCUGCCUACCUGACAUCCCGCUGGCGCCUCAGACAAGGACAAUGCGCUCGGAGGCACAGCCCAGAGGGCAGCUUCCCUUCCCUUCUAUGCAGUAUUGUCGCCACACCUCUCCGAGAUGUCAGGUACUGCCACUCGGCCUCCGGGUAGCAGACAAGAAGCCACGGAGGCGGAAGAGAGAAAGCUGUCGUGUCUACACUGUACUCCUUCAUCGAACAAACUGAUGCGAAAAACUUGAAUCUGUUACUGAAAUGAGGAGGACACAUGCUAUUGAACUGAGCCACACAUUCUGUAAAUAUCAGCAGCCUCCUGUCCCCCCCCCCAGCCCCCCCCAGCUGAUUGUGAGAUUUCUUUUGAAGAAGUAAAAUUUCUCCAAUGGGUGUAAACUAUAACCUACCGUAUGUAAUUAAGUGCAAUUGCCCCUCCAUUCCCCUUCCCCCCUACCCUGUAUAUACCACUAAAGUGUCUAUUAGUUCUCUUUGUAAAGACCAGAGUUGGAUUUUCAAAGUGAUUAUUCCCCCUCACCCUUUUCCCCCCAUGGAGAAAUAUCCCGGGUUGGAAGUGAAGCCUCCUGUCCCUUUCCCUUGGGCCUGGACACACACAGGACGGUCUGGGGCUGACUGCCAGCUCACUCCAAUCUCCUGUCAUUCAGACACAUCUCUGGAUCCAGGAGGGGCUGAACCUAGGGCCAGAGUAAUAUCCUAGCUUCCGGUGGGGGCCCGGGGUUCAGCCCCAACGCAGGAAAACCGGCUGCUGGAUAGCGCAAGGAAAGAGGACCCUUUCAGAGCGCCCUCCAUUAAAACAGUUUAUUUUAUCACUG
Messenger RNA from Canis lupus familiaris (dog), 2610 nucleotides. It is a transcript of the gene HNF1B, whose product is annotated as HNF1 homeobox B. Gene Ontology annotation, biological process: liver development; positive regulation of DNA-templated transcription; regulation of transcription by RNA polymerase II. Bases 1 to 1677 code for a protein of 558 amino acids. Gene Ontology annotation, molecular function: RNA polymerase II cis-regulatory region sequence-specific DNA binding; DNA-binding transcription factor activity, RNA polymerase II-specific. The transcript is spliced from 9 exons. NCBI's taxonomy places the organism in Eukaryota, Metazoa, Chordata, Mammalia, Carnivora, Canidae. Gene Ontology annotation, cellular component: nucleus. The record is from RefSeq and is a predicted model, not a curated record.